GCAAGCAACUCAAAUCCAUUGCAUGGAGAGACUGAUUUAACUUGCCUUCGAGCAGCCGCCAGAGUUUUGCCCCAACCGGUGACUAGACAGCAAGCCUUGCACAGCGGGGCCAUUGGCUCUGGUUAUGGGGACAUACUUGGUCCAUCCACCGCAUCCUCCGGCUUAUGGUCAGCAAUUUCUCCUUCAUCGGUGUCUAGACCGGUCAUGCCCGGCUUCUGGAGACGGUCACGCUGCGGUCGUGGUCGUCCUGUUACUUAAUCAUUACCCCUCCAAAACUCUGCCCGCCAUCCGCUAUCGGCUUUUGUCCCAUCUUCUCUACCCCACGAUACUAGAGCUGUCACCGGCUUCCAUACCCUUUCCAUCUUAUCACACGAUAAGGCGUUCCCUUAAAAGUGCGAGGGGCAUCGUUGGUAUCUGCCCACAUUCUCAUGUCUUUCCUUAUCUGGGUCCUUGGGUCAAACGCAGGACAGCACGCAUGAACCUAAUAUCAGCUCUGGUAAGGUUCAAUCAGACUGUCGCCGUAUGUCGGACUCUUCCAAGUGCCUUUUCACUUGCUUUGUCGCAAAAUGACUUGUUGACUCGCCAUCCGUCUCCACCCGCGUGCUUUCGCCAUCCAUCGCUAAUCGCUGUCCAUUGCAACUUCUCGUAGUUCGUUUCCAUUAGACAAAAUUUACAAAAUUUUGCGCAAUCCGUGACACUAGCCAACUGUUGUCGCCUUGCUCUCCAUACAAAAACCUCCUGCCCCUCCAUUUUACCCCGUGCCCUUCAACUCAUCUGUGGAGGCUCUUGUAUCCGAUAACCCUCAACCCCCGACUUCAACUUUCACCCUUUCUCUGGCUUUCUGUUACCCCCCCCCCCCCCCCCCCCCC
Messenger RNA from Colletotrichum navitas, 869 nucleotides. RefSeq lists its product as uncharacterized. The transcript has a single exon. Bases 125 to 649 code for a protein of 174 amino acids. Lineage: Eukaryota; Fungi; Ascomycota; Sordariomycetes; Glomerellales; Glomerellaceae. The record is from RefSeq and is a predicted model, not a curated record.